AUGCUGUCUAAGUUAAAACAUUUUCUUUCUUGCAUUUCUUUUCUUGUUCCGUGUCAUAUUAUUCUGCUUUCUUUCUUUCUUUUUUUCUUUCUUUUUCCCUAUUUGUAUUUUCACAGAAUUAUCUGUUCUUUCAUUUUAUAUUUACCCCUGUCCCUUUUCUUUCAUGUUUCUUUGUUUCUUUCUUUCUUUCUUUUCGUCUGUUUCAUUCUUUUGAUCGUUCGUCGUCACAUAAUUCUACCCCCUUCUUUCUUUCUUUCUUUUUCCCUAUUUGCAUUUUCACAGAAUUAUCUGUUCUCCUUUCAUUUUAUAUUUACCCCUUUCUCUCUUCUUUCAUGUUUCUUUCUUUGUUUCUUUGUUUCUUUUCGUCUGUUUCAUUCUUUUGAUCGUUCGUCGUCACAUAAUUCUACCCACUUUUUUCUUUCUUUCUUUCUUUUCAUUUAUUUAUUCUUUUUCCUCUAUUUGCUUUUUUAUUAUCUGUUUCCCUUAAGUUUCUUUAUUAUUUUAUCUUUUCUCUCUUCUUCUGUCCUAUCUUUUCUUAGUUUUGUUUGUUUGUUCUUUCUUUCUUUCUUUCAUUCGGUUAUAUACCAUACCUAUGAAUAUUAA
Acanthosepion pharaonis is the source of this 603-nucleotide messenger RNA. The record is from the annotation of a GenBank genome assembly. Lineage: Eukaryota; Metazoa; Mollusca; Cephalopoda; Sepiida; Sepiidae.